Messenger RNA from Chironomus riparius, 1048 nucleotides. The record is from the annotation of a GenBank genome assembly. Lineage: Eukaryota; Metazoa; Arthropoda; Insecta; Diptera; Chironomidae.
AUGGAUCCAAACCCAAAGGGUCAUCCAACUGUUGUGCUAGCAUCAAACUUCAAUGCUUCAAAUGAUGCUACAAUUUUACGUAAAGCAAUGAAAGGUUUUGGAACUGAUAAUGCUGCACUUAUCAGCGUUUUAUGUCAUCGAUCAUGUGACCAACGAAUCGAAAUCGCAAAAGCCUUUAAAACAGAAUACGGAAAAGAUUUAAUUGCUGACAUUCGCUCAGAAACUUCUGGCAAUUUUGAAAACGUUCUUGUUUCUCUCCUUACUCCAACUAUUGAGUUCUACUGCAAUGAACUCUUCCGAGCAAUGGAUGGCAUAGGAACUGAUGAAAACGUCCUUAUUGAUGUAAUAUGCACAUUGAAUAAUCAGGAUAUGAAAGAAAUCAACGAAAGGUUCCAAAAAAAGUUUAGUAAGACUUUAGAGAGUUACUUACGUGGCGAUACGAGUGGAUUCAUGAAGCGCUUGAUGACAUCUUUGUCAACUGGCAAUAGAGAUGAAUCUAUGAAAACGGAUUUAAGUUCGGCUCAACAAGAUGCUAGUGCAUUAAAAAAAAGCAGGCAAUAUCAAAAAUUGGCUGGAAAUACUUUAGAAAAUGACAUCAAACGUGAAUUUAGUGGAGACAUUGAAGAAGCAUUAUUAGCCAUUGUUCGUUAUGCUAAUAAUCCAGCAGAAUUUUUUGCAAGAAGACUUCAUAAGUCAAUGGCUGGUCUUGGUACUAAUGAUCGUUCUUUAAUUCGUCUUUGUGUACUUCGCUGUGAAAUUGAUAUGGCUGACAUUAAGGAUGCAUUUCAACGCUUGUAUGGAAAAUCAUUAGCUUCAUUCAUUAAAGGCGAUUGUUCAGGAAACUACAAAAAAUCUCUAUUGGCCUUGUGCGGUGAAAACUAGGUCUUUUUUAUCGACAAUUUAACUUGUUAUCAGAUUAUUCAUCAAUUUUUUUUUAUCUAGAGGCUUGGAAUAUAUCAUUGACGAUUAGUCCCAUAUUAAAUGUUAAUAUUUUUAUUAUAAUAAACAUUGAGUCACGUGAUUUUUGAGAGUCAACUCAAUGUUUUGA